CAGUACCAGCCCUCGUCGACCACUCCCGUCUCCGAUCCGCCGCCGCCGCGCCGACGACGACACCGGCAGCCAUGUCCAACCCCGAAUCGAACCCACAGCCCACCACCUCCUGUCCGCCGCCCGGUUCUGCCGCCCACGCGGGCCACGCCCCGCUCUGUCGCUCCUGCGGUGCGCCCACGACGGCGCCCGCGCCGCCCCCCUGGUCGUCGUCCUCCGACUCCCCACCGCCGGCGUACCGCCCCAUCCGCAUGCCGGCCAUCAACGCGCCCACCAACACCGCCGCCAUAGUCCUCUCCCCGGUGCCGCAGCCGCUCCCGGUGCCACCCGCGUCCCCGCCGUUCGCCUUCCAGGUCCCUGCCAAGCGCAUCACCUCCCCCGAAGACAUCGCCCGCUUCCACGCCUCCGUCCACGGCCGCCACUUCCUCGGCUUCGUCGCCGCGCUGUCCGCCUCCGUCCAUGGCCGGAAGCUCUCCGAACCGCUCCCGUCCCCGCCCUCCCCAGCCGUCUUCGCGCUCCUCGACCUCAUCUCCGCGCUCUGCGCCAUCGUCGAGUCCACCCCACCGCUCCCACACAACUCCCGCUACGGAAACCCCGCCUUCCGCUUGUGGCACGAGAAGCUCUCCGACUCGGCCAACCAGCUGAUCGCUCCGAUCACAGCCACUGCCGGGUCCCCGGACCUCGCCGGCGCCGAGGUCGAGCUCGCGCCAUACCUUCUCGAUUCAUUCGGCAACGCCACCCGCAUCGACUACGGCACGGGGCAUGAGACUAACUUCGCCGCCUUCCUCUACUGCCUGGCGCGACUUGGGCUCAUCAGCGAGGCCGAUUACCCUGCGGUUGUGCUGCGUGUCUUCGCUGCUUACCUCGACCUAAUGCGCACGCUUCAGGAUACCUACUUGCUGGAGCCUGCUGGUUCACAUGGCGUGUGGGGGCUCGAUGAUUACCACUUCCUCCCAUUCAUAUUUGGGGCGGCUCAGUUGAUUGAUCACAAGUACAUGAAGCCCAAGUCGAUUCACAACCCAGACAUCUUGGAGAAUUUCUCAAAGGAGUAUAUGUACCUGGCAUGUGUCGCCUAUGUUAAGAAGGUGAAGAAGGGGCCCUUCGCAGAGCACUCGCCAAUGUUGGAUGAUAUCAGUGGUGUGCCACAUUGGAAGAAGGUGAACAGCGGGCUGCUUAAGAUGUACAAGGCUGAGGUGCUUGAGAAGGUGCCGAUAAUGCAGCAUUUCCUCUUUGGUUCACUAAUCAAAUGGGAGGACUGAAGCAAUCUCCAAAACCCCUCUGCUUCGAGGCAAAUGUCCAGAACACAGCUUCGAGGCAAACGUGAGGCAAACGGGCAAAUGUCCAGAACACAUACCAUGUUCUGCAAGUACUCCGCCUUGAUGCAAAAGACUGCUGUACAGCGAUGCUGUUCAAUGUCUGUACCUAUAGAAGCUCACUUUACCCUCUAGCGUUAUGGGCUCCGGCUUAGGGAUUGUGCUCGGUUUCUGCACGAUGGAUAGCAUAUCCUUUCAUCAUUCGUUCUGCUGUAGCGUAGUUCUGCAUCACACCGUUGUGGAGCAUAAAUUCUGGACCCUUGUCUGUUCUUGCUCAGCUCACAUUGCUUUGGGGAUUCCCCUGAGGACAGCUUGGUAGUAUUAAUAACACCAUGUAUUGAGGCUUUUGAUGCAGAUGAUUGGGGUGAAACAGUUUCUGUUUGGUGCCGUUUGAUCAAUAAAUUCCCUCCUGCCAAGGUAA
Molecule: messenger RNA, 1731 nt
Organism: Oryza brachyantha (malo sina)
Lineage: Eukaryota; Viridiplantae; Streptophyta; Magnoliopsida; Poales; Poaceae
Product: serine/threonine-protein phosphatase 2A activator
Exons: 2
Coding region: 72-1256 (394 amino acids)
Biological process (GO): mitotic spindle organization
Cellular component (GO): cytoplasm; nucleus; protein phosphatase type 2A complex
Molecular function (GO): peptidyl-prolyl cis-trans isomerase activity; protein tyrosine phosphatase activator activity
Source: RefSeq, a predicted model, not a curated record